AUGUCGCCCCUCCCUCCUAACCCCCGUCGCCAUUCCCUCCCAUCCCACCACCACCUCUCACCCCGUCGUCGCCUCUCACUCUCCACCCCCCUGUCGCCACUCCCUCCCAUCCCCGCCAACACCACUACCUCCCACCCCGCCGUCGCCACUCCCUCUAACCCCGCCGCCACUCCCUCUUAUCCCACCGCCGCCUCUUCUCCAAUCCCACCGCUGCCACUCCCUCCCAUCCCGCCGUUGCCACUCCCUCCUAUCCCGCCGUCGCCUCUCCCUCCUCUCCGUCGUCGCCUCUCCCUCCUCCCCGCCGUCGCCUCUCCCUCCUCUCCACCGUCGCCUCUCCCUCCUCUCCGCCGUCGCCUCUCCCUCCUGCCUGCCGUCGUCUCUCUCUCCUCCCCGCGGUCGCAUCUGGCGACAGGUGCACGAGCACAAGCGCGGGUGCGCGCAUCGGGAAUUCGGGGGGUCCCGCGGUCGCUUGGGAAACCACUUGCUGGCGAGUGGUUUUCGGGUCCAGGCAUAUGCCUGGUUUCGGCGAUUGGUUUUCUAUCCUAG
This is a messenger RNA of Closterium sp. Yama58-4, 546 nucleotides long. The record is from the annotation of a GenBank genome assembly. NCBI's taxonomy places the organism in Eukaryota, Viridiplantae, Streptophyta, Zygnematophyceae, Desmidiales, Closteriaceae.